CAAAACCGGCGUUUGAAAAAUGCGUUACACGAACGAUGAUUAACCAAAAGAUUCAUUCUCUUCUUGGGUCCGACUGGACGGGCGAGAUGUGGGACAAGUUCUCGCGCCGACCGCUACAUAUAGAAAUUGCAGACCUCUCUCCACUGACAGUGUAAUUUCACGGCUGUGUUAAAAUUGAUGUGUGCUCGCCUUUAAGGACAUGUGUGCUUGUUAGUGGUCCUUCGCCAGGAUUUAAAAUGUUCGGCAAAUUUGAAACGACGAUUUUCGUUAUUCUUAGUAUCAUUCUCAGCAUUCAAAAUGGGUCAUCCGAACCUCCUCCAAGCAAACUUAAAAAAGUAUUACCAGCAUUUUAUGGAAUCAACAUAUAUCAUAGGAUCAGAGACACAAAACCGAAACCAGUCUAUGGACCUCCCCCAAAGUCUAGAAUAGUCAACCCCAAACCAUCAUAUGGGCCUCCAAAAAACACAUAUUCAUUCAACAAUCCACCUUGUGAACAUUCUCAUACUAUUAGUACCAGUCCUGAUAAUGAUUCAUAUGACGUUCCUCAUGAUUAUGAUCAUGAUUUAACGCCGCCAAAACGACCUUUCGUGCAAAGCAGUUUUGUCGCACCCCCUAGACACGUUGAUGAGUUUUAUACGGAUAACAAAAAACCUCAAAUUUAUGAAGGCGAAGAGUUUCAAAACGACGAUUACUAUAACGUACUUAAUAAACAUACUGAAACAUUCAGUGAAUUCGAUAAAAGCCCAUCAUUCAAUGACUUUGGUAACAACCCCAACUCAUUUAAUAAGUUCAGUGACCACCAUGUUCCAUUUGAAGAAGACUUUGGCAAGCAACCUGGAUUUUUGGACGAGUCAACCCCCAAAGAAGGUUACCACAACGUGGAAGUAGUGGAUAUCCCUUCAUUCGGAAAUCGACCUUUAACCCACGAUCCUUCACGAUCCACUUACGAUACACCAGGUGCCUUGAAUUCAUACGGAGAUCCAAUAAAACCACAGAAACCGAAUUUAAAUAACUUGCAUCAAUACGAAUACACCGAACACCAGGACUCCAAAACGUUUUACGUAAAGGAUAAUCCAGAUAUAAAGGGCACGUAUCCAGAUAUAUAUGAUUUUUAUAAAUUAAAAGGAAAUUCGGGAAUAUCCAAGGAUUUUGUAAAGUACAGCGUACCAAGCACUUCUAAAGGUCACAUUGAAGAUUACUUCGCUAUCAAUUUCAAUGUAGAUUAUUUAAAUGAUCCCAAGAAACGAGGAACUCAGGAAUCGCAUGCUAAAGAAAGCGAAAGCCGUCGUCAAACCGUAAAAGUCAAGAAUACUAAUGUAAAAGAUGAAAUCCGAUAUCCAAAUCACAGGUACGACGAGUAAAUUUCCUAAUGACCCAAAAUAUGAUUAGGUUCAUAAAAUGAAAUAUUACAAUAUUAUUGAUUGGUAUCAUGUGAUUUAGAAAUUUAAUUAACAUCCAUGCUGACAUGCGUGUCCUACUUUUUUUCAAAUUUGUAAGCGUUACAUCUCUUUAUUAAUUGAUUUUCGUUCGACAAAACUAUUCCUUCUAUUGCUUUAAAAGGCAAUACAAUAAGUUUACAUUGAAAGUGUAAUGUAAAGUCAUUAUUUUAUAGAAUAAUAAUUAAGCUUUCUAAUCAUGAUCGUGAAAACGAAUUUUUCAAGUUCUGGUAAUCCCGAUUUCUUCUUUCACGCAGAAUAUAUGAUAAUUUUACACAUUACGAAUUUUAACCCACUUCAAACGAUUCAUUAACAUUUUCUUCACUAACUAAACUUUCCCAUAUUAAACACCGCUCUGUUUAGAUGUAUUUUGUAAAUAUUUAUUUAUUGUUGAAUGGACAUAACUACUAUCAGAAUAUAUCUAAUAUUUAAAUAAAUUAGAAUUUACAGUUAUAUGAGUAAGAAUUUUAUGUAUCCAAAGAUUAUAUUUCAAGGUCAAAUAAGAUGUAAUAAUUUUAUUAUAUAUUUAUCUAGAUGUGUAAGUGCUAUUUGUUGUUAUUGUUUUUAAUAAAUAUUUAUUUGGA
Messenger RNA from Aethina tumida (small hive beetle), 2020 nucleotides. RefSeq lists its product as uncharacterized. Lineage: Eukaryota; Metazoa; Arthropoda; Insecta; Coleoptera; Nitidulidae. Bases 237 to 1361 code for a protein of 374 amino acids. The record is from RefSeq and is a predicted model, not a curated record. The transcript has 2 exons.